AUGAAAUCAAUAAUCGACAAAGAACCACCGUCAGAUUUGUUCCCUUCCAAGCACGAAUUUCCCAGACUCGUCGCCGUGCUCGCCGUCGCAUCGCUAGUUGCUUGGACCUCCAAUCUCCUUUUCACCUCUCUCCUUUAUCCAUCUACGAAACCAUUCUGCGACACCAACGUCAAUUCUCUUGAUUACUUUCCCGAUAGUUGUGAACCUUGUCCAAGUAAUGGAGAGUGCAAUGAUGGAAAAUUGGAGUGUUUGAGUGGUUACCAAAAGCAUGGAAAUUUGUGUGUAGAAGAUGGAGAUAUCAAUGAAUCUGCUAGAAAAAUUGUGGAGACUGUGGAGCGUCACCUCUGUGGAGAAUAUGCUCAAUUUUUGUGCUAUGGAGCUGGAUCAGUUUGGGUUCAUGACGAUGAUUUGUGGAAUUAUUUUGAGUCAGUGGGAAAUGUCAAAGAGGGCAAUGCACUUUAUAAUUAUACAAAACAAAGGGCAUUUGAUACAAUGGAUAAAUUAUUGGAGAUGAGGUUAAACUCUCAGGGGAUGAAGGAAUUCAAAUGUCCAGAUUUGCUAGCAGAGCAUUACAAGCCACAUGCCUGCCGCUUUCGCCAGUGGAUCACUCAACAUAUUCUUGUUGUUUUGCCAAUUUGUGCUAUGCUUGUAGGAUGCUCAAUUUUGUUCUGGAAUGUCCGUCGAAAGCUACGCGUGUCGAGACGAGUUGAGGAGCUUUAUAGCAAGGUCUGCGAAAUACUUGAAGAGAAUGCAUUGACAUCAAAAAGUGUAAAUGGUGAGUGUGAACCCUGGGUUGUUGCUUCUCGGUUACGAGAUCACCUGCUUUUACCAAGAGAGAGGAAGGACCCUUUAUUAUGGAAAAAGGUAGAAGAAUUGGUUCAAGAAGAUUCUCGCGUAGACCGCUAUCCAAAGUUGGUGAAGGGUGAAUCUAAAGUGGUAUGGGAAUGGCAAGUUGAAGGUUCUCUGAGCGCAUCAAAGAUAUUGACUAGAAGAGAUGCAAGCAAAACUAAGGUCAAUGGAAACAUAGACCUGAAUCACCAACAACGCCCUACAAUUAAAGCAGAGCUUAUGGAACCACAUUUUUGA
Lathyrus sativus (Indian pea) is the source of this 1086-nucleotide messenger RNA. The record is from the annotation of a GenBank genome assembly. Lineage: Eukaryota; Viridiplantae; Streptophyta; Magnoliopsida; Fabales; Fabaceae.